GGAGCCAGCUGCGCCCGGAGCGUCCUGCGCCAUGGGGGCCUGCCUGGGGGUCUGCUCCCUGCUGAGCUGCGUGUCAUGUCUGUGCGGCUCAGCUCCCUGCCUCCUGUGCGGCUGCUGCCCCUCCACAAGGAACUCCACCAUCUCCCGCCUCAUCUUCACCUUCUUCCUGUUCCUGGGCACGCUGGUCUCCAUUAUCAUGAUCAUACCCGGAGUGGAAGAACAGCUGCACAAGCUUCCUGGCUUUUGUGAAGGAGGCAGUUCAAGUCUAGGCAUCCAAGGUCGUGUCAACUGCAAGUCCUUCCUGGGUCAUAAGUCUGUGUACCGCAUGUGCUUUGCAACGGCUGCUUUCUUCUUCCUCUUCGCCUUGAUCAUGAUCUGUGUGAGGAGCAGUAAGGACCCAAGAGCAGCAAUUCAGAAUGGGUUUUGGUUCUUCAAAUUCCUGAUUUUGAUUGGAAUCACAGUGGGCGCUUUCUAUAUUCCCGACGGAUCGUUCACGUCAGUGUGGUUCUACUUCGGCGUGGUGGGGUCCUUCCUCUUCAUCCUCAUCCAGCUCAUCCUCCUGAUUGACUUUGCCCACUCCUGGAGUCAGAUCUGGCUUCGUAAUGCGAACGAAGGCAAUGCCAAGGGCUGGUAUGCAGCCCUCUUCAUCUUCACCUUCAUCUUCUACGCGGUCUCCCUCGCGGCCGUGGUGCUGCUGUACGUCUACUACACCAAGCCUGACGGCUGCACGGAGAACAAGGUGCUGAUCAGCCUCAACCUGAUCUUCUGCGCCAUCGCCUCUGUCGUGUCCAUCCUGCCCAAGAUCCAGGAUGCUCAGCCUCACUCAGGCCUGCUGCAGGCCUCCAUCAUCACCCUCUACACCCUGUUCAUCACCUGGUCGGCCCUGGCGAACGUACCAAACAAGUACUGUAACCCCACGCUCCUGGUGAGGAACAGCACCGCUGGCCUCGUGGCUGACGGGCAGGUGACUCAGUGGUGGGAUGCCCCGAGCAUUGUGGGAUUGGUCAUCUUCCUCCUGUGCACACUCUUCAUCAGCGUCCGCUCCUCAGACCACAGCCAAGUGAACAAGAUGAUGCUGACUGAGGAAAGCCCGGCCAUGCUGAGUGGCGGGGACCCGGGCGUGGAAGAUGGGGCGCGUCAGGCCUAUGACAACGAGCAGGACGGCGUGGCCUACAACUACACCUUCUUCCACAUCUGCCUCUUCCUGGCCUCCCUCUACAUCAUGAUGACGCUCACAAACUGGUACAGGCCCGAUGAAGGUUCCCAGACGAUGACAAGUCCGUGGGCUGCAGUCUGGGUGAAGAUCUCGUCCAGCUGGGCUGGUCUCUUCCUCUAUCUCUGGACCUUAGUGGCCCCCAUCCUACUCCCUGGCCGGGAGUUCAGCUGAAAAGGACAUGCAGACAACCAUGGUCCAAACCUGCUGGACAGCUCGGACUCUCCAAGCCAAGGAGCCCUGUUGCCAAAGGCCGAUCCCUGUCCCUGUCCCUAGAGCUGGGUUUGGUUCUCAUGGUGGGGAAAGUCCUAGCUAUGGAUGAACCCUGGAUUCCUGUUUCUGCACCGAGACCAGUUCCUCGGAAUUGUGCCUUUCUUUGUUUAUUGUUUGAAAAGGGAAAAAGUGCCAAGCAGGGAAAGUCUGUAGCUUGUGGGUGAAGUCGGAAGUGUCGGAGGAAAUGUUGCUGGGUUUAUGGGUUGUUUUGGGGUUUGUUUUACUAUUGUAGAUCUCCCAAGUUUGUCUGGGUGUUUCAGCGUGGCCUCCGGGCUGCUCUUUUGCAAGGAGGGAGUUGAAUCACCUUUGAGAAGUUUUGUUUUUAAGCGGAUGCUUGUACAAUGCAUUCUUUGACUCGUGUUACCCAGGGAGCAUUUUGUAUAAUUCUUACACAGCCCAUUUUAGCAUGUACCUAUCUAUGAACCUACAAAGAUUUAAAUAAAUAGCCAGAAUUCAG
Molecule: messenger RNA, 1943 nt
Organism: Emys orbicularis (European pond turtle)
Lineage: Eukaryota; Metazoa; Chordata; Testudines; Emydidae
Gene: SERINC2
Product: serine incorporator 2
Exons: 10
Coding region: 32-1387 (451 amino acids)
Cellular component (GO): membrane
Source: RefSeq, a predicted model, not a curated record